AUGGAGUGGUUAGAGAAGCUUGGUGCUAACGUAACCCAUGCUGAUUUGGAUGAAGCACUUCUCUGUUUCCCACAUGAGCCAGACUCCUGCCUCCGAGCAGCUCGUUCCUUUUUCAGUAGAGUUAUCAUGUACAUUUUAAUGCUUCCUACGGUACUUCUGACUGUUUUUGGGAAUCUGCUGGUCAUCGUCACUAUUUCCCAUUUUAAACAGCUGCAAUCUCCAACUAACUUCAUCAUCCUCUCGCUGGCUGUCGUGGACUGUCUGCUCGGCUCGAUGAUCAUGCCUUUCACUAUGGUGCGAUGGGUGGAAGGCUGCUGGUUCUUGGGGGAGAUUUUUUGCAAAAUCCAUUCCAGUUUAGACAUGACAUUAAGUAUAGUGUCCAUCCUUCACCUGUGUAUGGUUUCUAUUGACCGCCACAAAGCCAUUACUGAUCCUCUGGGUUAUAAAAUGAAAGUGACGAAUGAUAUCGUGGUCGUAGGAAUUGCUGUCAUUUGGCUCUUCUCGUUCUCAUUUAGCUUCGGUGUGGUAUUUUCUAAUACCAAUCUUGAAGGUUUAGAGGACAUUCUAGUGUUGAGUUCCUGUGUUGGAAACUGUGCCUUGGUUUUUAAUAGACAGUGGGGAGUCAUUGUUGCCCUUGUGGCAUUUUUCAUUCCAGGAACUAUCAUGAGCUGUCUUUACCUUAAAAUAUUCCAUGUUGCAAGAAAACAAGCUAAAGUAAUGUCUGAGAGAGCUACAUUUGGAAAAUCUGAAACAAAGAACAAUUCUUCAGAACAGAGAGAGAGAAAAGCUGCUAAAACUCUAGGCAUUGUUAUGGGAAUUUUUCUGAUUUGCUGGUUGCCGUUUUUCAUUGCUACUAUAGCUGAUCCAUUCCUGGACUUCUCAACCCCUGCAGAUGUUUUUAAUGCCCUGGUUUGGUUUGGUUACCUUAAUUCUACUUGCAAUCCUUUGAUCUAUGGCUUUUUCUAUCCCCGUUUUCAAAAAGCAUUUAAGAUGAUCAUAUCUAAAUAUGUUUUUGACCUUAGUAACUCAGCCAACCUUACACUCUAA
Messenger RNA from Silurus meridionalis, 1047 nucleotides. Its product is annotated as trace amine-associated receptor 4-like. Gene Ontology annotation, biological process: G protein-coupled receptor signaling pathway. Gene Ontology annotation, molecular function: trace-amine receptor activity. The coding region runs from base 1 to 1047 and encodes 348 amino acids. The record is from RefSeq and is a predicted model, not a curated record. The transcript has a single exon. Lineage: Eukaryota; Metazoa; Chordata; Actinopteri; Siluriformes; Siluridae. Gene Ontology annotation, cellular component: membrane.